Erinaceus europaeus (western European hedgehog) is the source of this 1561-nucleotide messenger RNA. RefSeq names its product coiled-coil domain containing 152 (gene CCDC152). The transcript is spliced from 9 exons. NCBI's taxonomy places the organism in Eukaryota, Metazoa, Chordata, Mammalia, Eulipotyphla, Erinaceidae. Bases 100 to 891 code for a protein of 263 amino acids. The record is from RefSeq and is a predicted model, not a curated record.
CCCAGGACCCUAGGAGGAGGGUGACAGGGACCGGAAGUCGGGCUCCAGGACCGGAAGUCAGGCUCCAACACCGGAAGUCGGGCUCCAGGAGCGGAAGGUAUGGAUCAAAGCAGUGAAGCAUGCAUGAAAAAGACCAGCAAUGUGAAUCUUGACAAACUUAUAACUGAUUUCUCACAGAUUGAGAAGAAAAUAUUGGAAACUGUUGGAAAGAACAAUAUACUGGAUAUUCAGUUGGAAAAAACUAACUGUUUAAUAAAAGCAAUGCAAUCGAAGGAGGUUUCGAUUAAGGAAGAGUGUGCUACGCUUCAUAAUAUGAUAAAAGGACUACAACAGACUAUUGGGUGUCAUCAUAAUCUGAAAGGUGAAAAUGAGCAACUAAAAAGAAAUGCUGAUAUCAUGAAAGAAAAGUUAAAAUCUCAUGAGCUGGAAUAUAAGAAUAAUAUUGCCAGGCUUAUGAAUGAAAUGAAAAUCAAAGAGGAGGGACAUGAAAGAGAAAUUAAAAAACUUUGUCAGGAUAUGCAGAGGAAAGUUGAAUUAAAUGAAGAAAAGCAUAAAGAACUGUUAGAAAAAAAGGAGGUGGAAAUUUCAGAAUUGAAUGCAAAGUUAAGAACUCAAGAAAAGGAAAAACAAAAUGAAAUCAUCAGACUACAGUUAGAGUUUGAUGCAAAACUAGCAAGAGUUCAAACUAAGCCAAAAUCCUAUCCAGAAUCUACUGUUUCACCACAGAGUAUCUACAGAAGGAAACUCCAACAUCUUCAGGAAGAAAAGAAUAAGGAGAUUCAAGUUCUCCGUGAUACCAUCCAUGACUUAGAGCAGCGCCUCUCCGUUGGCAAAGAGCCUCACCUUCAAUCUGCCGGCAGAGAUUCUUACCUUAAGCGUAGACGGUUCUAAGUACAGUAGUGAAUUCAUUACUUACUAAUUUGUUUGAAAGCAGCUGGAAAGUUUACUUCUGUUGCCCGCCAUAACAAUGGUACGUUGCAUAAAUAAGAGCAAUAAAGACAGCUUGAAGCAUUUGACUGUUUAUUUAAACAAACCCAUACUUUGUCUUGCAUCCUUGCUUAGUAGUAUUAGCCAUAAAGAAGUUCUGGUUAGCAGGACUUAGUUUACCUAUCUAACCAUCAUUGACUAUGGAGAUACUUUCUAAGUGACUCAAGAUAGACAGUAUCCUUUGAUCUGUCCCCUCUUAUCUGUCAAGACAACACUCUUGAGUUUUACAUCAUGUAGUAUAGGAAACAAAAUAUAAAGGUUUAAUCCACAUGUGAUAGUAACAAUCAAGAUAUAAGCCUUAGAUAUAAGAAGUAUAAAUGGAUAUUUUAAAUGUAAGCAAAAUAUUCGUGUUAAGUGCAUCUGAGUCUUCGACUGCUUUAAAGGUUGAGUCGGUUAGAAAAGUAAGACUUAAGAGACAUAGAUAGCCUUGUUUUGAGAAAUAAAAAAUGGAAAACAUGUUUUUGUUCUUCUUCCUCCAUUCUAAAUUGCUAACUAUCCAACAGAAACCCCUAGGUCAUAGUUUACGUUUCUGUCCUCAUUACUGCAAGUAGAAUGCUGGAAAAAGAAAAAGAAA